Molecule: messenger RNA, 1376 nt
Organism: Eucalyptus grandis
Lineage: Eukaryota; Viridiplantae; Streptophyta; Magnoliopsida; Myrtales; Myrtaceae
Product: UDP-N-acetylglucosamine transferase subunit ALG14
Exons: 7
Coding region: 333-1001 (222 amino acids)
Biological process (GO): dolichol-linked oligosaccharide biosynthetic process
Cellular component (GO): UDP-N-acetylglucosamine transferase complex
Source: RefSeq, a predicted model, not a curated record
AAUGGAUUGUUUGUGAAAUUACGUAUUCGACCUUAGGGAGUAUUCUUCGUUACAUUUUUCUUUUAUUUGACCGUGCGCACCUCCUACGCUCCCCUGUCGGACCGGACGGCGGCGACGGCGUUGCAGAUCGGCAUGUGCAGGGACCCGAUGCCCGUUCUCCAACAGUUCAGCUCGCGUCAUUUCGCGCUCUUGGUUUCCUGAAUUUGAUCGAUCCCUCUUUCGUCUCUCCGUCGUGACAGCGAGGAACGAUCCCACAUGGUCAGCUAAAGGGCACUUAUGGGAAAUAAGUUUCAAUCUUGAAGUGGCAAAAGGAAGCACACGCCACUCCAAUUAUGGCUUUUGGGUCUGUUGUAGCUGCUCUUACUGCUCUCGUUCUUCUGAUAUUGAUCCGCUUUCUAUACAUCCUACGUUGGAGUGGAAAACCGCUCCAUGGGAAAUCUCGGAGAACCUAUAGUACCCUCAUUGUUUUAGGCUCAGGUGGUCACACUGCCGAGAUGUUGAAUCUCUUGUCUGUGUUGCAGAAAGAUAGGUUUACACCGAGAUUCUACAUUGCGGCUGCCACUGACAAUAUGAGUCUUCAAAAAGCUCGCGUGAUGGAGGACUCCCUGAUUGAUGUGGCAGGGGUCAAGGUAGAGGAAACUGCAAAGUAUUUGCAGAUAUACCGGAGCAGAGAAGUUGGUCAAUCAUAUGUUACUUCUGUUUGGACGACAUUAGUUGCCACAGCUCAUGCACUAUACCUCAUGAUUCUACUCAGACCAGAAGUUAUCCUCUGUAAUGGCCCCGGGACAUGCAUUCCACUCUGUGCAAUUGCCUUCUUAUUUAAGGUUCUGGGAAUCAGAUGGUCGUCUAUAUUUUACAUGGAGAGCAUAGCUAGGGUGAAAAGACUGUCUCUAAGUGGAUUGCUUCUCUACAAAUUACAAGUUGCUGAUCAGUUUUUCGUGCAAUGGCCAGAGCUGCAGAGAAAGUACCCUCGGGCUGAGUAUGUUGGUUGUCUUAUGUAGGUGAUUAAGAUUGUGUCUUACACAGAGAGAAUCAUAUGUCUAAUCCAUAGCAACAAUCAUGAGGUGGCAGCAGCGUAAUUACAGACUUAUUAACAGUAUUCGUGCUCUGUAAUAAGAUAGGCUGAAUAGAUUUUAUCAGAACGUGCACAGCAAGCAUAUUUGGUAGUUCUUGCUUCCAAGAGGAUGUAUUCGGCUAGGCUCGAGUAUGUCAUUAGAAGAGGAUAUGGUAAUUAUCUGAGCAGUGUAAAGGCUGAAGUACAUAAUCAUCGACAUGUUGUGUGGAUGUAGUGAACACUGCCUCUGAAUUUAUUUGAAUAUUGCAUGCUGGUUUAGGGGGAAAGAUGGGCAGCAUUUGUUGCAAUCCGACCCAAAUCA